GGGCCACUCUAAUGGCCUUGACUCUCCGAGUCGUCGAGCCAGUUCGAGGAUUGCAAACUAGUAGGUGCAUCUCUUAUAUCUUCAUCUUCUUGGAGCAAUAAUUUGGUGAGUAAGACAAGAACUUGUAAGCAAACCCAAUUGCUUGCCAAAAUGCCAGAUUACUUAUACUCCAUUUUCUUCUUCUUCUGUUUCUUUUUUAUUGUUCUCAGUGAUGCUAAGACUAAUAAGUCUCACCUCUAUGAUCAAGAACACGCAGUCCUACUGAACAUAAAAGAACACCUUCAUCCAUUCCUCCAUCAGUGGGCCCCAUCGGAUUCCUCUCAUUGUUCUUGGCUUGGCAUCAACUGCACCGAUGAUUCUGUCACCAAAUUAGAUUUUGGUGACUUGAACAUUACCAAAACGAUACCUCCUUUCCUCUGUGACCUUAGAAAUCUCACCUUUAUUGAUUUUCAACUUAAUUAUUUCACUGGGGAGUUCCCAAAAUUUCUCUACAAUUGCUCCAAGCUUGAGUACCUUGACCUCUCCCAGAACAACUUUUCGGGUCCAAUUCCAAAUGACAUUGACCGAUUGGCCAACUUGCGUUUCCUUAAUCUUGGUGCCAACGAAUUCUCCGGUGACAUUCCGACCAGUAUCGGAAGGUUGAAGGAGUUGAGAAGUCUUCAACUUCACUGGUGUGAAUUUAACGGUAGUAUCCCUGAUGAAAUAGGCAACUUGUCCAAUCUUGAAUUGUUACGCUUGGAGGAAAAUGAGAAUUUGAUUGGGAAAAUUCCAGAAAGUAUUGGAGAACUGGUUAGUUUGGUGGAAUUGGAUUUAUCGCAGAAUGGUUUAAGUGGGCAAAUCCCCAGUGGUUUGUUUGCUUUGAAGAAUCUCAGCAUAUUGUAUCUUUGGAAAAACAGGCUAUCUGGGGAAAUACCUGCAAAAAUUGAAGCUUUGAAUCUGACUAUACUCGAUGUUUCACGCAAUAUUCUUACUGGAAAAAUCCCAGCUAGUUUAGGGAAGCUUAAAAAGCUGACAGGCUUGAGUUUGGAUAUGAAUCAACUAUCAGGAGAGAUACCCGAAAGCCUUGCUCAUCUGCCAGCUCUCAUAGAUUUCAUGGUUUUCCAAAACCACCUAUCAGGCACUCUUCCUCCUUAUUUUGGUCGUUAUGCGCCACUCAAAACCUUCCAGGUUGCAACCAAUCGAUUGACAGGAAAAUUGCCAGAGGAUUUAUGUUACAAGGGCAUGUUAGUUGGUGUAAGUGCUUAUGACAACAAUCUAAGCGGGGAGCUGUCGGAAUCACUAGGGAGCUGCACUAGCCUGCAACACUUGUUUCUUGACAAUAAUGGUUUUUCAGGUGAAAUCCCUGGCGGCCUUUGGACAUCACAGAAUUUGUUGACUCUAGUAGUCAGCAACAACAAGCUCACCGGCGAGCUACCUCAAAGAUUGGCUUGGAAUCUUUCAAGGUUGUCCAUCAGCAACAAUCAAUUCUCUGGUAGAAUUCCAGCAGGAGUAUCUACCUGGAAGAAUCUGAUCGAGUUUAAAGCUAGUAAGAAUUUCUUCAACGGAAGUAUUCCACAAGAGCUUACGACUCUUCCUAAGCUAACGACAUUAUUGCUUGAUCAAAACCAGCUAACAGGGCCACUUCCAUCAGAAAUCAUAUCUUGGAAAUCUCUCAAUGCUCUAAAUUUGAGUCACAAUCAACUCUCUGGACAAAUCCCAUAUUCUUUUGAUGGUUUAACUGUCCUGGAACAACUAGAUUUGUCAAAUAAUCAGCUCUCCGGUCAUGUUCCACCUCAACUUGGUAAAUUGUCAAUGACCUUUACAAACUUCAAUCUAUCCUCAAAUUUUUUCACAGGAAAGAUUCCUAGAGAAUUUGAAAACCUUGUCUAUUCUGACAGCUUUCUAAACAAUUCUGGUCUCUGUGCUAAUACCAAAAGGCUAAACCUUCCCUUAUGCAAUUUCGGUUCUGACCUUCAAGGAUCAAGCAACAGAUCAUCUGUGUCUCCUGCUUUGACCAUAGGCCUAGUGAUAGUGGCCUCUUUAGCAACCUUCUUGAGUUUACUCUUAAUUAUUAGAGUAUACAAAUCAAGAAAGCAGGCACUGGAUACUUCAUGGAAGUUGACUUCCUUUCACAGGUUUAGUUUCAGUGGAAUGAACAUCGUAUCAUCACUGACAGAUGACAAUAUUAUAGGCAGAGGUGGGUUUGGCACAGUAUAUCAAGUCCCUAUAGAUGGUUUAGGCUAUGUUGCUGUGAAGAGGAUAAUGGACAAUAAGAAGUGGGAGCAGAAACUUGAGGAUGCAUUCCUAGCAGAAGUUAAGAUUUUGAGCAACAUUUGUCACAACAAUAUUGUGAAGCUGUUGUGUUGUAUUUCAAGCGAGGAUUCUUUGAUGCUUGUGUAUGAAUACCUAGAAAACAAUAGCCUUGACCGCUGGUUGAGCAAAAAGAAUAGGUUAAACCAUAAUGUUGUUCUUGAUUGGCCAAAAAGAUUGCAGAUAGCCAUAGGAGCUGCCCAAGGUCUGACCUAUAUGCACAAUGAUUGCUCCCCUCCGAUCAUUCAUCGUGAUAUUAAAACAAGUAACAUCCUUUUGGAUUCGGAAUUCAAUGCAAAAGUUGCAGACUUUGGUCUAGCAAGAAUGUUGAUCAAGCCAAGCCAACUCAUCACCAUGUCAGGUGUAGCUGGAUCAUAUGGCUAUAUUGCUCCAGAAUAUAUUCAAACAAGCAAAAUCAAUGAAAUGAUCGAUGUGUAUAGCUUUGGGGUGGUGUUGCUGGAACUAACAACUGGAAAAGAAGCAAAUUACGGAGAUGAACACUCAUCUCUUGCAGACUGGGCAUGUCGCCAUGUGCAGUUGGGUGGAGAUGUGGAAGAAGUUCUAGAUGACGAAAUUAUGGAAGCAUGCUAUAUGGAUGAAAUAUGCCACGUGUUCAAGCUUGGGGUUAUGUGUACUGCAAUACUACCAGCCCAUAGGCCUUCCAUGAAGGAGGUUCUGCAAAUACUGCUUCGUUGCAGGGACCCAUUUGGUUAUGGAGAAAGGAGUCCUGGAAUCUUUGAUGUUGUCCCUCUGCUAAAGAAUUCCAAGAGGGAGAGUAGAUUGGAUAUUGAUGAUGAUUUAUAGCAUCAUUGGCCUCACAGUUGAAGUAAAUCCUUUUAGGUGAUGCAGGAAGAAGGCAAACAAUAUCAGUUUCUACAAAGUCAGAAUCAGGUGUUGGUGGAAGUAAAAGAACAACUGCUUUAGAUUCUUGUGACUCUGAGAGCAUGGAGAUUUUGGUUUCACUUCAACUUCCAAAUAACUCAGAAGUGGAAAAUGAUUUUUGUCUUUUGAGAUAAGUGAACAAGUUCAUUAUGUAACUUUAAGUUGUAUAAUAACGUCACUAUAUGCGAAAUAAAGAGAUGUUCAUACAUGAUCACCACUACGUAAUAUAUGAAAGAAUUUUAGCAUACCA
This is a messenger RNA of Neltuma alba, 3421 nucleotides long. Its product is annotated as receptor-like protein kinase 5. NCBI's taxonomy places the organism in Eukaryota, Viridiplantae, Streptophyta, Magnoliopsida, Fabales, Fabaceae. The transcript has 2 exons. Gene Ontology annotation, molecular function: ATP binding; receptor serine/threonine kinase binding; protein kinase activity. The record is from RefSeq and is a predicted model, not a curated record. The coding region runs from base 151 to 3093 and encodes 980 amino acids. Gene Ontology annotation, biological process: protein phosphorylation.